CCUUCUCAAUUGGCCAUCUCUCUCUCUCUCUCUCUCUCUCUCUCUCUCUCUCGAUGGAGAAGAAGCCGGUGCAGUACUCGGUGGUGGAUGCAUUCACCGACACGGCCUUCAAGGGGAACCCGGCGGCGGUGUGUGUCUUGGAAGAAGAGAGGGAGGAGGAGUGGUUGCAGGCAGUGGCCAGGGAGUUCAACAUCUCGGAGACCUGUUACCUGACCCGGGCCUCGGGCUCGGAACUUGCCGGCUCGGGCGACGGGGGAUCGAGCCCGAGGUUCUGGCUCAGGUGGUUCACUCCAGUUGAGGAGGUUGAGCUCUGUGGUCAUGCAACGCUAGCUGCUGCGCACGCUCUCUUCACAUCUGGGAUGGUAGAUUCUGACACCAUCGAGUUUAUGACAUUAUCCGGAAUUCUGACUGCUAAAAGGGUUCCUGAAAUGAAGUCAUCCAACAUUUCAAAGAUUCAAGACGGUGAUGUGCCUGGAAUAUUGAUCGAAUUGGAUUUUCCUGUAGUCCCGAUCGCUGAAGAUGAUGCUGAGCGGAUUUCAUGUGUCUCCAAAGUUCUCAAUGGCACUUCCAUUGUUGAAAUCAAGAAGACGGCAACGGGCAACCAUUUCAUUGUUAUCCCAUCAGGGAAAGAAGUUGAAGAAUUUCAGCCCCAGUUUGAUGAGAUACAGAGAUGUCCUGGGAGGGGUAUUAUCAUCACAGGAUCGGCUCAGCCAGACUCAGGAUUCGAUUUUGUCAGUCGAUUCUUCGCCCCAAAACUUGGGGUGAAUGAGGAUCCUGUAUGUGGCAGUGCACAUUGUGCUUUGGCACCUUAUUGGAGUGAAAAGCUGGGGAAAAAUGAUCUCGUUGCCUAUGCUGCAUCGCCCAGAGGUGGAGUAGUGAAGGUGCACUUGGACGAGCAGAACCAGAGAGUGAUGCUGCGCGGCAAAGCUGUAACUGUAAUGAAGGGCUCUCUUCUUGCUUGAAUUUCUAGGCGCUUCUUCUCACUUUUGAACUUACAGCGCGUGAAAUUCCUGUAUGUGAGAAGGAACUGAAAUAAGUGGGCUUAUGUGGUGGGUUGGAUGUUACCGAUUGGAAUAGGGUGAACUACCUGAGAUCAUAUUUUCCUUUAUGAGAGGUUCUCAAUCUGCUUGCGUUGGAGAGUGAACUAAAAAUUGUAGAAUGAAUCACAUUGUUUCACGCUUAAAGGACUGUCUGUAGAAGAAUGCGCAUGUUUGAUUGAAAUAAGGGUUUAUCGGCAUGUCGGGGAAAAUAAACAAGGGACUUAAAGCCUCCGUCGGAUGAAGACAUCAGCAGUGGACAGUUUCUGCUCGCAUGGAAAACUAACUUCCUGCCAAUUUUUCCUUCAAGGAGUAGGAUGGCCAUUCAUUUCCUGUACUUGUUGUGGAGUUGGGUUGUGGAUUGCAGCUACGCUAUCUGUUAUAUUUCAA
Molecule: messenger RNA, 1427 nt
Organism: Eucalyptus grandis
Lineage: Eukaryota; Viridiplantae; Streptophyta; Magnoliopsida; Myrtales; Myrtaceae
Exons: 6
Coding region: 54-962 (302 amino acids)
Biological process (GO): biosynthetic process
Cellular component (GO): cytoplasm
Molecular function (GO): isomerase activity
Source: RefSeq, a predicted model, not a curated record